Molecule: messenger RNA, 1979 nt
Organism: Eptesicus fuscus (big brown bat)
Lineage: Eukaryota; Metazoa; Chordata; Mammalia; Chiroptera; Vespertilionidae
Gene: KLF12
Product: KLF transcription factor 12
Exons: 9
Coding region: 260-1468 (402 amino acids)
Biological process (GO): regulation of transcription by RNA polymerase II
Molecular function (GO): RNA polymerase II cis-regulatory region sequence-specific DNA binding; DNA-binding transcription factor activity, RNA polymerase II-specific
Source: RefSeq, a predicted model, not a curated record
CCCCCCCCAGCCUCACCCCGCCCCGCCCCGCCCCACCCCCCAGCACCUCUCCGGUUUCCUGAGCUGCGGGCUGCGAGGGAGGAGCACGGCGUCCGGCAACCCCCUCGGCAGGGCCCCGGGGUAAUUCGAUGCGGGCCUGGCGAGGCUCCCCACGCCAGACCCGGGCUCGCGGCUCCGCCGCCUCCACCCACCGGCCCACCCUACAUUUAGCGCAUCAUGUGAUCCGGGAUCCAAUGUGACUCUAGAAACAAAUGGAUGAAUGAGUAUCCAUAUGAAGAGGAAAACAAUAAAGAAUAUCAACACCUCUGAAAACAGAAUGUUAAUGCUUGAUGGGAUGCCGGCAGUCAGAGUCAAAACAGAGCUUUUGGAAUCUGAACAAGGGUCUCCAAACGUCCACAACUACCCCGAUAUGGAAGCUGUUCCUCUGUUGUUAAAUAAUGUGAAAGGGGAGCCCCCGGAGGACUCGUUAUCUGUAGAUCACUUCCAAACACAAACUGAGCCAGUGGACUUGUCCAUCAACAAAGCCAGGACAUCCCCCACAGCCGUUUCAUCCUCCCCAGUUUCCAUGACAGCGUCUGCCUCCUCGCCUUCUUCAACUUCAACCUCUUCAUCGUCUUCUAGUCGGCCAGCCUCCUCCCCAACUGUUAUAACAUCAGUAUCUUCAGCAUCAUCUUCGUCAACAGUAUUAACUCCAGGGCCCCUUGUUGCCUCGGCAUCUGGUGUAGGAGGCCAGCAGUUUUUGCACAUCAUCCAUCCUGUACCACCGUCAAGUCCCAUGAAUUUACAGUCUAACAAACUGAGUCAUGUUCACCGCAUCCCCGUGGUGGUACAGUCGGUGCCUGUUGUCUACACAGCCGUGCGAUCACCUGGAAAUGUGAACAACACUAUCGUAGUGCCGCUUUUGGAGGAUGGGAGAAGUCAUGGCAAAGCACAAAUGGACCCCCGAGGCCUAUCUCCCAGACAAAGUAAAAGUGACAGUGAUGAUGAUGACCUGCCAAAUGUGACCUUAGAUAGCGUUAAUGAAACUGGAUCCACGGCCCUUUCCAUAGCCAGAGCAGUUCAAGAGGUACAUCCGUCCCCAGUAUCAAGGGUCAGGGGAAGUCGAAUGAAUAAUCAGAAGUUUGCUUGUUCCAUUUCACCAUUUAGUAUUGAGAGCACAAGACGCCAGAGACGGUCUGAAUCCCCAGACUCCAGAAAGCGGCGGAUUCACAGAUGUGAUUUUGAGGGAUGCAACAAAGUGUACACAAAAAGUUCUCACCUGAAGGCUCAUCGGAGGACACAUACAGGGGAGAAACCCUACAAGUGCACCUGGGAAGGCUGCACCUGGAAGUUUGCUCGCUCGGACGAACUGACCAGGCAUUACCGCAAACACACGGGGGUGAAGCCAUUCAAGUGCGCGGACUGCGAUCGCAGCUUCUCCCGGUCAGACCACUUGGCACUGCACCGCCGGAGGCACAUGCUGGUGUGAGGAAGGCCACCCGUCCAGCUGAGCGUAACCCCCAUCGCGACUCCACGAGACACGGCUUCACGCUGGCCUGGGAGACCGGUGACACAGAUGCUGGAGAGACGGGCAUCGUUUUUUCCGUGCUGUGUACCCUGCCGUCUAAUGAUGUUUGUCGCUUGCCCACUUUCUGAGCUGUCAGGCCUUUUGUUAUGGAUACUGUAAAGGUCACCUGCCACGAAUGGAUGGCGAGAGCGGAGACCUGUUCCACUGGGGAUGAUUCUCCCAUCACCCCCACCCCCUAACCUCUUUUUACAGGAAUUCCAGUUACCAUCUGAGUGAGACAGAGCCCCCGUCCAAUCUGUUACCAGCAAGCAGCACCAACGUAGAAAAGAAGAAGCUGUUGGAGAGGUUCCAUCCCCCUGAAAAUAAAGGGGCACUCAGGCAGCCCUUGGCAGUAGCGAUGGCGGCAGCUAGAUAGCGCCCGCGACUUGUCAUUAUGCCAUGCCCUGAAGAAAACCAACAUUGAGUCUUUCAU